This is a messenger RNA of Vicia villosa (hairy vetch), 1368 nucleotides long. Its product is annotated as arginase 1, mitochondrial-like. The record is from RefSeq and is a predicted model, not a curated record. NCBI's taxonomy places the organism in Eukaryota, Viridiplantae, Streptophyta, Magnoliopsida, Fabales, Fabaceae. Gene Ontology annotation, molecular function: agmatinase activity; metal ion binding. The transcript is spliced from 7 exons. The coding region runs from base 72 to 1154 and encodes 360 amino acids.
CAUAAAUUGGUCAUUGAAGUUUUAGCCAUUUUUCUCUGUUAUAUUUUACAGAGAGGUUAGAGAAAUUGAAAAUGAUGUCGAUUGUAGCACGCCGAGGCUUCAAGCAGACACUAUACAGUGCAACUCGUGUGAUAGAUGCUUCACCUUCAUUUCUUCAAGGAAAAACAAAUUUUAAGGUGAUCUCAAGUACAGCAGCAUUAGGCACCAAUUUCUACCUGGAUCAAGAAACAGCAGCUAAAUUGGCAAAAGAUAGUCAGGAAAGUAUUAUCAAUGCAUCACUUGCAUAUCUUCAAGAAAAAGCAAAGCUUAAGGCAAAAACUGCGAAGGCUCUUCUGGGUGGUGCUAUAGCAACUUCAACUCUUCUUGGAGUGCCUUUGGGACACAAUGUAGGCGGCGCAUUCGCUCCUGCUCGCAUUAGGAAGGCCAUAUUGGAUGGAAGCACAAUCUCAACCACUGAAGGCAAGAAUUUAACGGACCCGCGUGUCUUGGCUGAUGUGGGUGAUGUCCCUGUCCAAGAUAUGCGAAAUUUAGGAGUCAAUGAUGAGAGAUUAAUGACUUUUAUUAGUGACUCUGUCAAGAUAGUGAUGGAUCAUUUUCCAUUGCGUCCCUUAGUUUUGGGAGGUGAUCACUCAAUAUCAUAUCCUGUUGUUAGAGCUGUCUCUGAGAAGCUUGGAGGAAAAGUUGAUAUUCUUCAUUUUGACGCACGUCCCGAUCUUUAUGAAAACUUUUCUCAAACCAUGCAGGGAAAAUUUACCAAUCGACUAGUGCAGGUCGGUAUACGAUCAAUAACAGCUGAACGAAGAGCACAAGGUGAAAAAUACGGGGUAGAGAUACAUGAAAUGACAAAUUUCGCAAAAGAGCGCGAGCAAUUAGAGAACUUGACACUUGGUACGGGUGAAGGUGUGAAAGGUGUAUAUGUAUCAAUAAAUUUAGAUUCUCUUGAUCCAGUGUAUGCUCAUGGAGUGUCUGACAUUGAAUCUGGAGGUCUUUGUUUAAAAGAUGUUCUAAGUAUUCUUCACAAUCUCAAAGGUAAUAUUGUUGGUGGAGAUGUUGUUGAAUACAAUCCGGAUCCACAAAGUGAUGCUAUCAAAAAGAUUACAGCACUUGUUACUGCUAAGUUGGUCAAAGAAUUGGCUGCAAAGAUGUCCAAAUGAUGAAUCAUGUGGUUUUCUUCUGCUUGCAUUUAGUUUUUACUGAGUCUUAUUUGAAGCAUUAAUAAAAGAUUUAGUGUGUAGAAUUUGCUUUAGGCUUUAAGUAGUCUAAGUCAAUGCACAUUAAUGUUUGUAGCUUUGUUUUUAAUUUGCUUAUUUUGAGUUUAUGACUAAAGAAAGACCUGAUGUUGGUCAAUGUUUUAUGUUUAUUAAUGCU